Messenger RNA from Micromonas commoda, 2957 nucleotides. RefSeq names its product ubiquitin carboxyl-terminal hydrolase (gene UBP1). Gene Ontology annotation, cellular component: cytoplasm. Lineage: Eukaryota; Viridiplantae; Chlorophyta; Mamiellophyceae; Mamiellales; Mamiellaceae. The transcript has 4 exons. Gene Ontology annotation, molecular function: cysteine-type deubiquitinase activity. Bases 101 to 2350 code for a protein of 749 amino acids. The record is from RefSeq and is a predicted model, not a curated record. Gene Ontology annotation, biological process: protein deubiquitination.
GCGAUGUCGCUCCAUUAAUCACACGACAUCGUCGCGCAGUAGUUUUGAGGGUCGGGCAUGCAGUUAAGCUCGCUGGUUUCUUCUUUACCGGACAGACAACAUGGCAGAUAGCGGCGGCACGAUUCGUGGCACAGGACUCUAUAACGUAAGCAACACGUGUUAUCUUAACAGCGUUCUUCAAGCCCUCUGCCACGUGAGAGGGUUUCGCGAGUGUUUACUCAGCGACGAAGCCGGGACAUAUUUGUACGCGGCAGGCAAGGCAGGCGGGUCACUCAACGCGCCGAGUCCCACUCCAACGGAUGAGAUCCUUUCGUUUCCGGGGUUCAAAAAGCGGCGGAAGCGAAAGCGCGGAGAGUCGAGUGAUGGCGAGGAGGCAGUUGUUCCCUUCCUACGUCCACCGGCGAUGACGAGGACAGGCAAAGCAAGUAUAGCUGCGGCAGAUCACGCGUGCCUCGGAGGGGAAUUGCGAGCAGUUUUGAGAACCCUUUGGUAUGGUGAAUAUGCGGCUUUUCCGCCUUAUCGGCUGCUGCGAGCUGUUUGGACGCUAGUGCCUUCAUUUGCGGGCAACCAGCAGCAAGAUGCUCACGAGUUGACCAGAUUUUUGCUAGAGCGUCUACGAUUGGAGUUUGUACGAGGCAGUCAACUUAUCGCCGCACAGGCUGCGAAAGAAAGCGGGAGGAUCCUGCCCCGUGGAAACGAACACGGUAUAGGCUCAAAUUUGAUGGGCAAUCUUGGAAUACCUGUGCCGAUUAGGCGUACACGAACUUCGAGGAGCAGGCGGCAGCUGCUCGGGAAAUCGUGGUCUAGUAGUGACGUCGACUGUUCUUACUACCCCGCGCAGCAUUGUGUCACCGAAACCAUCGGUGAAGCAGAGGGAUUGGCGAGACUGGGAUCUCCUACCGUAGGAAACAAAAGGAGAAGUACCUUGUCAUGCAAAGAAAAAGUGGCAAUCGAAAAAGCUGAAAGUGAUGGACACGUCAUCAUUUCACGCUGGGGUGCCGUGCGCCACAAGAAAGGUUGUUUCUGCCGUCCGUGUCUGUCAAGAAGAAGAAAACAGGGAAAGGAUGACAACCUGACAUCCUCGUGUAGAACUUUUGAGCAGUCGUCCGAGGGUCUCCCCGAUGACCGAGGUGAAAAACGAGAUGAUACAGUUUUUCCUCAUGCCAUUCAUCAUGAUUCAAAACCUGGCAGCGCUGAGUUGAAACCCAAAACACGAGCAGAUCAUAGCAUAUCUGAGGCAAGUCGGCGUGGAUUAGAGUGUUUAUCUGUCAUGAACCGUGAAUUUGGAUUGCCUUUAGAUCCGGUGUGGCGCUUAUUUGGUGGAACUGUUCUUAACCUGAUCCACUGCCUUCGAUGUGGUCAUACAAACACUUCUGAGGAGCCCUUCUUGGACAUUUCUUUGACUAUACCAUCAGUUAUCGAUGCCCACACCCGAGUUUGCUUUUCGAAAGAGAACAGUCGUCCCUCUCCGGAAGCUGGCGAGACAGUAGAGCCAGGGGAAGGACCCGGUGGUUGUGCCACACUCCAGCAGUGCUUAGCGGUGCAUACUCGCGACGAGAUUCUGUCCGGCUCUGCAAUGUAUUCAUGCGAUCAUUGCGGAAGCGUCGCUAGCACCGUUAAAAAGACCAAGCUACAGUCGUUACCGCCUGUUCUCUGCCUGCAUCUCAAACGAUUCACCUGGCGCGGUUCAGAACACGAGUCAAAACUGAACGCCCACGUAGAUUUUCCCCUCGAAAACUUGGACCUGGCUCCAUACAUGGAGUCGGGAAGUUAUGUCAAUGAAGACAGUUGCAGUCCUUCGAUCCGCGCCGUGACCAGAGCUCGGCAGGGAGAGAACGCUACGGUGUACUCGACAGAUCUGUUGAGAAAGGCUGAGAACAAGACAUGUGGGACUGCGAAAAAUUUCCAGAGGGGCUCACCAGGUGGACAAGAAAGAGGUUCUACAACGGCUAGGCAGCAAGGAAUCCAGAAAAUAGCCCCCGCUUCACAUGCGAGCGCAGAUGCAAAGAUCACUCUAAGGUCAGAUCCUUUGUUUUCAAAGCGACCUGUACAUGCCCAAAAAUCAACUUCGCUUCUGUAUGAUCUUUCUGGGGUUGUCGUGCAUCAUGGUCUUGGUGCAGCUAAUGGUCAUUACACCGUUUUCGCGAGAGAAGAAAGUUGCAAGAUGAGAAGAACCGCGCGACAUUCUUCCGGUGAUGUAUCACACGAGAUAUCUGAUGUGGCUUCUCCAGAAGUGUGGCUGCAAUUCAACGACGAAAAAGUUGUGCAAGUCACUCGAGAAGAAGUCAAGCGGUGUGAUGGGUACAUUUUCUUCUACACAAAACAGUCUGAUGAGAAAUUCACAAAUUAAGGCAUGUUCCCUGCUCUAGAACUUUUGCAAGAUGAAGUUGAUGCCAUGUUUCAAUUGAUCACGACUAGUCAAGCUGGAUUGAAGGUCGUGCCGGUGGUCAGAUACGAACUGAAUGAUGGCCUCCAAAUUCGUGUCUCAACAGGAAGAAUGCCACUCGUUUUAAUAUCCGUAGGUGCCUCCCUGUGAGACUGAUGAACAGGAACGUUCGGUUCCGGGAGGCUGAUUUGGGACGAGUCUCGAUGAAGCUUCAGUGAAGCCUCGGUGAAAGACGCAUUAAGAAGGGCUACUUAUUAUGGUUUGAAGCUGAAUUUUCAUCGAUACAUCGGUCAACUUCGACGUCUACCAUCGCCUCAUCAGAAGACGCCUUGGCGUCGACUCUUCGUUCACAAGUGGCGUGCGUGUGAGGACGACGACUACGUGCACGCCAAGCGCAACGAUAAGGACGUCCCGCAGAACAAUCGUCGUCCAAAGACACGGAAGGCGUCGCACAUUUUUGUUAGUCUGCAAUAAAGUAACAAACGACAACCGUACGGUUGUUUUGUCUAUGACUUUUGCAAAUGAUCGAGCUCUCGACCAAUCAAAAGACGAUUAAAUAUAACACAGGUCG